AUGGAAGGCGGGCCGCCCUCGCUGUGGGCUACGCUGGUGGCCACCUGGAGCGCGACCCUGGGCGCUUGCUGGACCUGGGGCUCGUCAGCCCCCGCGGCGCCCGCCUGGCCGCCGCCUCCGCCGCCUGGCUGCGGCGUCGAGGAGGUCUGCCACUGCUCCUGCGACGCGGAGCUGCGGCGGAUCAUCGACCUCCAGGCGGAGGUCUGGGCGCUGCGGUGCCUGCUGGUGGCUGGGCUGCUGCUGCUCAGCCUCACUGCCUCCAGCGCGGGCGCGCUGGGCUUCCUGGCCGGGAUUUGCCGGCGCUGCCGCUGCGGCUCGCGCGAGAGGGCGCCGCCCGGGGCCGUCGUCAUGGCUGACGUCCUCACGCUGGAUGUGGCGGACCCGCAGAUCUUGAUGCGGUACGAGAACGACCCGCACGGGUUCUACUGGCACCACCGCGUGCUGCUGUUCCGGGUGAGCGAGGACAUUUGGAUCUGCCUCACCCCGGAUCACGAUCUGGUCCGCGUCAAGCUGCUUGACGUGCGGCACGAGGUGCUCGAGCGGAGGGCGCCCUUCCCGGCGCACUUGGCGAAUCAGGUUUACGCUCACGACCCGAUCGCCGGGGCCGCGCUCUCUGCCUUCCGCCGACGCGCGAAGCUGCAGGGGCAGCUGCUCGGCGUGGGCCAGGUGGACGCCAUCGAGCGGAUGAUCGCCGGGGCCGCGCUCUCUGCCUUCCGCCGACGCGCGAAGCUGCAGGGGCAGCUGCUCGGCGUGGGCCAGGUGGACGCCAUCGAGCGGAUGAUCUGGGUGGUCGCCGAGCCGCGGUCCGAGCGCUUCGGCGAGAUCGUGGACAGCGCCAUCAUGGAUGAUGACAACCGCGGGAUGGGCUUCGACCAGAAGGGCGUGGCCGUCCUUGACGGCGAGGAGGUCUUCGUGCAGAAGAUCGCGGCGAGCAGCCUGAACGACUUCAAGAGGGAGGCGAAGGCGGACUUCGGCGACGUGCGCACUCUGGGCGACCACCACGACGAGGCCGGCAUGAGGAGCCUGCGAUUGUCGGAGGCGGUGGCGCUGAUGCGGGACACGGACCAGCCGAACUUCCCGCUGGCAGGCGUCAAGAGCGUCAAGGAGUUCCUGGACAGUGUCGCGGCGGGCCCUGGUAACAUGACAUCGUACCAGGCCGAGUGGGAGCGACUCAGCGGAGUUGGCGAGGGGUCAGCGGUCAACCACGUACAUCGGAACUUGUGUGAAGUGAUUCGGCUCAUGCACUCGUGGGACCAGGUGGAUCUCUCUAUGCUAGCAUCCGCCGAGCUGCUGGUCCGCUGGAUGAUCCAGACGGAGAUCGCCGUAGAGCGCAACCCGCGCCCUCCCGACUACAGUGGAUUGGACAUCGUGAUCUCCGCGCCCGUGAACGCCGCGGGGCGUGCUUCAACGUCGAGGUUCAAAACGUGGGUCACGGACAGACUCAAGGAGCGUGCGACGAUCUGGAAGCAGGAGCGGCUCUACCGCGAGGAGCAGAAGCAGGUGCGCAAGGGCGACGGCAAGGGCGGCGACAGCUCCGACCCCGCCAACCCGAAGAGGCGCCCGAAGAAGCCGAAGGGAGGAGGCAUCCGGUCACGCGAUCGUCGGCAUGGAGAUCCUUUCCCGCUGCCCUGCGAUCCUGGUGGCCUCGGCGAUGCAUGCGAUGCCGCGCGGCUUCAGCAAGUUUUUGACUCGGUUCGGGCCCUGAACCAGCUUGCUGCCGCCAACCUGAAUUCACGUCGUGCUCAGGGGCAUGACCUACCACCUGAGGGCCACCUCCGGCCCACCGCUGUGCAGCGAUGGAUGCUCCAGAACGUUGCACGGCGGGUUGAGGCAUAUGGGGCUCGCCCGACUGACCUUACAGAGGAAUCAUCCUUGUCGGAGAUCCUCGACUCACGAGACCACUACGGCAUGGAGCCCAAGAACUUGGCCAGCUUCGACUUCGACAAGGUCAAGAUCCUGCACAGGAGGGUCCACGUUCGACCUAUUCGGCGCGAGCUCCCUCCCGCAGCGCUUGGCUACAUCAGGCACGCGUCCGAUCUGAUCGAGAGGGGCGAAGCGGGGCUUGAGAAGGACCGAGCUGAAGGAGUGGGUUUCUCGCCUUACUGGGACCCCCGUCUUCGGCGCUCGCGAGACCUCCGGAAGCAGUUGUAUCAGCGCUUGAGCCAGCAGGGCCUGCUGACCUGGCGCCGGCGGCUGAAGGGGCGCGCGGGCAUCUUCGCGGUCAAGAAAAAGGAUGGGCUUCAGAGACUGAUCAUCGACGCCCGAGCGGCGAACAGAGCGCAUCGGCUACCGCCCACCACGCGACUUGGCUCUUCGAGGUGCAUGGCCGACCUGGACUUCUCCGACCCUCGCCUGAAGGCUUCGGGCUUCGGUGGAGUGGGCUCCGGGACAGCCGCCAGUCCUGCCGGGCUGGAGGGCGACGUCGGGGACUGCUUUUACAAUUUCACGAUCCCCGAGCUCGCUUCCUGGUUUGGCUUCGAGGGCCGCUUCGACACGAACGAGCUGGCGAGCAUGGGCUGCCGACCGGCCACGAUCUGGGACGACGCCGAGGGGGCCGAGACCCAGGUCGGGGACGGGGAGUUGCUCUACCCCUGCAUGGCCGCCGUGUGCAUGGGCUGGUCUUGGGCGUUGUACUUCGCCAACGAGGCCGUCACCUACCGGGUGGAGAAGACGCUCGAGGACGGCGCCGACCAGAUCAUGCGCGAGAUGCAGCCCGCACCAGUUUUGAAGCCUGGCAAGUGCGUGACAGGCGUGUACGUGGACAACGUACAGGUGAUCGGAGGCUGCGGGGCCGACGCAGUGAAACAGAUGACAGAGAUUGAGAAGAGCUUCAAGGAAGACAACAUACCCUUUGACGUCGAGCCAGGGGGCGGUUUUGAGAUGCAGACGCUUGGCUUGGUUUACCAUUGGCGAGAACGGCGACUACGUCACGUCGCCCGGCGUGUCUGGCGGACAUACUUGGCCGGCCAUGCCCUUCUACGACGUCGUAAGCUACACGGACAUGCUCUGCAGUGCUGGCUCGGCCACGUGGUCAACUUGAACCAGCUCUGCCCCGAGGCGAUGUCCGCCUUGAACGCGUGUUACCGCUUCAUUGAGGAGUCCUUGGAGGCGCCGAAGCGGGCGUGGCCGUCCGUGAAGUCGGAGAUUCGAUGCGCCAUGAAUCUCUUGUUCCUGAUGGAGGUCGACCUUGGCGCCAACUACUCCGACCAGGUCUACUGCGGGGACUCCUCGAGCCGCGGCUACGCGCUGCACGUAACCAAGGGUGAGCCCGAGGAGAUCCGCGAGGCCUGGAGGUGGCGCGAACGCUGGCGGUACCGGGACGUCCCGCUGCUGGAGGGCCAGGUGAGCGAGGGCCUCAACUACGUGCGGGGCGACGCCCCUGGGACGGCGGCAGGCCCGCAGACCGCCUUCGGCCAGGACCUCCGGAGCAGGGCCGAGGCGCGACCCAGGCCGGCGGCGCCAGCUGCGCCCGCCAAGGGGGCUCGCGUCAGGGUGGCGCUCGACUCGGGGAUCCCCGCUGUGGCUGACGGCUGGACUAAACGUCGGCGCUACCACCUGGUGGCUGCCGACCGCUGGCGCUGGCAGGACGAGCACAUCAACCUGAAGGAGGCGCGGGUGGCCCUGAUGGGGCUGCGACGGCACUGCCGCUCUGUCAGGUUGCUGGGCUCGAAGCUGCUCACGCUCAGCGACAGCCAGGUCACCGUGGGGGCCUUCGAGAAGGGCCGCUCUAGCGCGGGCCUGCAGGCACUGUGCCGGCGCGCGGCCGCCUACCGCCUGGGGGGCCAGAUCACGUGGCGGCUCCGCUACAUCGAGACGGAUCGGAACCCGAGCGACUUCGACUCGCGCCGGUGGGAUGCCAAGCGGCCCGCCUCGCAGGGCCCGACGCGGGAGCAGACGCCCGCGGCAGCUGCGGUGGCGCCGGUGGACGUCAAGGGGCCCAGCUCGCACCAGGGGGAGGCCAGGAAGCCUGGGCCGCCGAGCCCUGCCCCGGGGCGGCAGCAGCCUCUGGCGGCGCGGGACGCCCCCGCCGAGCUCGGCCGCCAGCGAGGCAACCACGUACGAGCUCGAGCUAGGGAACGCCUUGGAGUUGAGUUCGCGCUCUUUACGGCCACGUUGUGUCAGAUACUUUCACGUCGUGGGCGUUACUGGAGCGUGGAGAAUCCGAGGACCUCGAGGUUAUGGAACUUCGACCCCAUCGCUCGACUUCGUGGACUCGCGAAGGUCACAGAGGUUCACUUCGAUAUGAGCAUGUACGGCACAGCUUAUCGGAAACCGACUCGCCUACUCACGAAUGUGGAGGCCCUGAGGGCCUUGGGUGAUCGACCUCGCAUACCGCACAAGCACGCCAUCCGCAAUGGCCUCCUCCAGGCCGCGGGCCGUCAGCCAAAGGCUAGAGGACAGGCGCUUCGCUGUGAGGACGGCGCCCGCCCCGAGGUCUGCUGCCAGGCCGCCGACGCGUACCUCGGCGGGGGCCCCGUCAUCCAGUUCGUGGGGGCGAUUCGCGUCCCAAGGCGCGAGGCGCUGCUCAUGGCCACGGUCACGAACGCGACGCUCGAGCGGUACGCGGCCGCGGUGCAGGAGUUCGAGGUCUACGCGAAGACCAAGAAGCUCGACCUGCAGCCGCUGAGCCGCCUGGACGACAGCCUAGCUCAGUACUUCGUGGACCUGUACGACGACGGCUUCGGCGUUUGGGAGGGCCGCAACACCUUGUACGGCUACAGGCUGCUGCGGCUCAAGACGACGGGGAAGGUUGACCUCCCAAAGGCGCUGGCCUCGCUGAAGGGUUGGGUGAAGCGCUCACCAGGCCGGAUGCGCCUGCCGCUGCCCGACAUCAUCGUGGACGACAUCGCGAUGGACCUGGCGGAGCACGACCUGCCCCUGAUGGGCGCCGCGGUGGAGCUGCAGACGGACGCCUACCUGAGGCCCUCGGAGAUAGUCGAGCUCAGGCAGGGCCAGAUCCUGCCUCCCGCGCCAGCCGCGAAGCUCGGCGCGCACUAUGGCGUCGUGAUCGCGCCCUCGGAGCGGCACGAGGUCACGAAGACCGGGGGCCAGGACGACAGCCUGCUGGUCGGCGACGUGGCGCGCCCCUGGCUGACGAACGUGCUGCGCCUCCUCCAUCAGCCCAAGGCGCCGGACUCCCUCAGGCUCUUCGACUUCUCCCUGGCAGAGUACGAGCGCGAGGUGAAGAAGAGUGCCGACCGCCUGGGCUACUCGUCCCUCGGCGUGUGCCCCCACGUCUUCCGGCGCUCAGGUGCCUCGAACGACAAGGCGCGCAACAGGAGGACCCUCAAGGAGGUUCAGAAGCGCGGCCGAUGGGCAUCGUCCGCUUCGGUAGCCCGCUACGAGAAGGGCGCCCUCAUCCUCCAGCAGCUGCGGAAGAUCCCACAGCAGAAGCAGAGGAUGGCGGCGAGCAGAAGCAAGCGGCUGCCGCAGCUCCUCUUGGAUCACCCUCGUAAGCGCUGA
Molecule: messenger RNA, 5463 nt
Organism: Prorocentrum cordatum
Lineage: Eukaryota; Dinophyceae; Prorocentrales; Prorocentraceae
Source: the annotation of a GenBank genome assembly